AAAAAAGCAAAAUAAAUCCAAGAAAUGAAAUCUAUUUACAUUACCUUAGCACUUAUCUCCUUAUUGGCAUUUACUCAAGCUGCUGAUCUCCCCUGUCCACUUCCUAGUUGUGAUGGUGAUGCUAAUCCUUAAUAAUGUCAAGCUGCUUAGUCACAACUUGCAAUUUGUUUUGAAACUAAGUGUGCUAACUUAUCAGCUUAAGAUCCCUAAGCUCUUUUAACUUGCAUUACUACUUGCUAACCAACAUACUAACCUUUAAAGUAGAAAUAUUAAGAUUUUUUUAAAUGCUUAUCAACUAAUUAGUAAAUUUAAACCCUUUCAAAAUGCGUUCAAGCAAAUAUGCUAGGAUGUUAAAAUGAUUAAUAAACUUGCGCAACUGCACUUUAAGCUUAAUCCUAAUGCGUUCAAUCUAAAUGUGCUAGUAGUAUCAAAGGAUUUGAUGAUUUGGAUGGUAUUUAAAAAUGCAUUUUUUCAACCUGCAAAAGCGACUCUUCAUUAGUUAAUAAUGCUGAAAAAUAAAUUUAUGAAUGUGCGACUGGAAAAAAAGUUUCAGUUUCUGCUAAAAUUUUAAUUUCAUCAGUCUUCACCUUGAUUGGAUAUUUAAUCCUCUUUUGA
Molecule: messenger RNA, 615 nt
Organism: Tetrahymena thermophila SB210
Lineage: Eukaryota; Ciliophora; Oligohymenophorea; Hymenostomatida; Tetrahymenidae
Exons: 1
Source: RefSeq, a predicted model, not a curated record